CGCGGAGUGCCGCAUGUCCGCGCUGGACCGAUGCCUGCAGUCAUGAGACGCCUGGUGGACAGCACUCACCUUGUGUCCCCCACAGAGUCAUUGAUCCUAUCGUGCGGAGGGAUGGACCGCACGUGCAAGGAGAAGAAACUGGAGGAGAUUGUCGUGGUGAACAUGUCUAGAUGUUACCUGAUCAACUUGGGUGACCUGACCCGCUGCCAGUCUCUGAUGAUCUGCAUUCUGCCCGGGAAUUACAUCACCAAAAUCGAUGCUCUCUCAUACUGUCCAAAUUUAAUCAAGUUGGAUCUCCAUGGCAACCACAUCACUGAGCUUCCAGGUGAGAGCUUUUGGUCAGACAUGAGGUGUCUGCAAGUUCUCUAUCUGCACAACAACAUAAUUGGUGAUGCGAAUGACAUUGAAGCCCUGUGUGCCUGCCCACGGCUUACCGUUCUGACCUUGUCCGACACCCCCGUGAGCCUCUUGCCAAACUAUCGACACUUCAUCGUCAACAACAUCUGGUCUCUCAAAGCUCUGGACAACUUUGUCAUUGCCGAUGAGGAAGUCAUGGAGGAUUGGCCGAGAAAUGAGAGAUUCAAAGCUUUAAAUCCUGAGUUUCUUCUUGAAGUUCCUGCAGUUUCCCAGACAUCGACCUGGUGCAAUGAGAUGGAGAAUAUUCGAAAACUGAUGGCCACUGUAAACACUAUCCUGGCCCAUCACUCUCCAGUGCACAUCAUCCAGCGAUGGAUCCGUGGCCACAUCACCAGGAAGAAGCUGAGCAGGUUAGACCCAGGCCAGCGUUGUGAGCCAUGUGGGGAAGUGAACAUGUGUGGACAGGGUAUUCACAGGCUGGAGGACGGUAGCCUAUGGGUGGAAAAUGGCAGCAGCAGGCACCACGGCCGGUGCCGUGCUGUACAGCUACGGAUAAACGAGCUGCAAGUUAAGAUGUUAGAGGCCCGGUACAAAGCCAAAGAUAUAACGUCUGGCGUUUACCCACACAUCUUGCAGAGGAAGGGGUGGAACACGAAGCUUCAAGGUGGCAGUCCUGUCACCAUCCAAGCAAUGCCUCGGCCAAACGCGACCCCACAAGGUGAGUUGGAGUCCUGGAUGGAGGAGGAAGAAGGCAGAGAGGAGGUGCUGAGGUUGGGCCCCAUCCUGCACCAGCCAGCCUGUGCCCGUGGGGUGCUGCUGUCCAAGUGGGCGGCUGGAGAGGACGUCCGGCUGGGUGUACGUCAGCUUCAUGAGAUGGUCCAGAAGAAGCUGCGGCCGAGGUUCGCCUACCAACCACCCGUUAGCCUGGGAAAGAGGCUCUUUGCCAAAUCUCUUGGCUGCGUGACCUUGGCGCCCUUCAUUGCUAUCCAGAAAGCCUACAGCGACAAAGAGAAGGGGGCGUUGCGGCGAAUCCGUGCGGACUGGGCACGUGGUCUGAGAGUGGCCGAAGGACAGGCGAGGGUCUGUCUCCAUGGGAUGUCAGUCAGGAGAAACUUGGAUACAGCGCGUCGGCACAAAGAGGACCAGGCGCAUGGUGAUCGGAUCCGGCAGCAACGUGAAGCAGAGCGCACGGAGUCACUGAGGCUCGCCCGGCAGAACAAUGCCCUGUUCCUCGAGGAGAAGAGGCAGCGAGCGCUGGAGCGGGAGUCCACCAGGGAGUUUAACACCCACUACACAAUGAUGGCAGAAGCCUUGCUCAAGAAGCAGAUCAAGGAGAAAGAGGAAAAUCUCCAUCAGCAGAACGCUGACCGGGCCAGGAGCAUCAAGAUGCAAGCCUGCCAGAUGAAGGGAGAGAUCAGGGACUUCAUGGUGUUCAGGCGGCUGGCCAUGCAAGCAGAGAACAAGGCUGCACGCACAGCCACCAGCACUAUCCUCUCACAAGCAACAAAGGACAGACUACAGUAUGCCAGAGCCCGGGUGGCAGUUCAGAGGGGGCGAGCAUUGAUGGUAGAAGCCCCUGAGGAGGCCACAGACGCAGGAUUUCCCUGGACCAAACCCACCCAUUGUGAGACACCUCCUUCAGAAACCUGAGGUCCAGCGAUUACUGGCCACUGCACAUUAAGCAAGAGCAUGUUGCACAAGUCUGUUCCAAAUACUUUAAGAUACUUCAACUUUCAGAUGUCACGAUAUGUAAAAUAUUUGCUAUUUGCUUAAGACAUCCUUGAUUUGAAUGCAGAAGCUGACUGUGUAUGAAUGUCACUCAGGAGCCGUGAAGUUGGAAAGAGAUAUACCAGUGAUAUAUCGAGUGGACAGCAAGAGACUUUUGCCCAGGGUAGAAAUGGCUAACACAAGGGAGUAUAAUUUUAAGGUGAUUGCAGGAACGUAUGUAUACAGUAGUGGGAAUAUCAUAUAUAACCAUAUAACAAUUACAG
Mobula hypostoma (lesser devil ray) is the source of this 2348-nucleotide messenger RNA. RefSeq lists its product as uncharacterized. The transcript has 9 exons. Gene Ontology annotation, molecular function: protein binding. The coding region runs from base 31 to 2007 and encodes 658 amino acids. Lineage: Eukaryota; Metazoa; Chordata; Chondrichthyes; Myliobatiformes; Myliobatidae. The record is from RefSeq and is a predicted model, not a curated record.